AUUCCAAUCAGUUGCUGUGCAGCAUGGCGUUGCUAAACCGCGGCAGGCUGUUCGGCAGCGACCCACUGCGCCACACAGCCGCCGCAAUGCCUGCUGCUGCCGAUGCUGUUGGGCAUGAUUAUGUGGACGCGGCCGACGACGAGCACGAGGCGGAUGCAAUCCUUCGCGGAGCUGCUGCCGCUGCCGCGCCUGCCGGCCCUGGUGAGGACCCGCCGGCGGCCGCAGCGGGAUCUGCCGCGCGACCAGGAAACUCCCCGCCCGGAUCCGCCAAGCAGGGCAAGGCGCGGACGCGGGUGCUAGAGGAACUGCUGUCCAGGGAGGAGGACGCCCGGCGGCAGCUGGUGCAGGAGCUGCAGCGCAUGCGCGCCUUCGUGUGGCGCUGGACGGCGCUGUGCGCGGUGCUGACCGUCGGCGGAGCGCUCAUGACACUUGUGGGCUGGCUGGCGGCAACUGUGGUACAACUGAACGCUCAGAUGCAGGUGCUGCAGCAGGGGCUGCAGUCGGUCAGUGACGCGCAGGCGCAGACCGCCGCGCGGCUGGCCAGCACUAGCCAGCAGCUGAUGGCGUAUCAGUACGAGGAGUACGACCGCCGAGGUGCGCGGCACCACGACGGCUGUGUCAUUUGCUGAUGGCAGCCCGGCAGUGUGCAUUGAGGCCCAUUUUGAUGGUUUAGUGCUGAUCGCUCGCAUGUUGCGAGCUGCCGCGUGCUGAUGCGCCUAUGGUGUGGCUACGCACGGCUGGCUCGUGACACGCAUGUGUUAACGCACUGCUAGCAUUCCAACAGGCAUGCAUGUGGAAAGUCGCGGGUCUUGACGAUGGAGGACGGAGAAACUCCCGCAGGCGCUAGCAUGCCCAUGUGUUGAGGCGCAAGGACGCCCAUGGUUUGCGAUGUGUGUUUAGCGACGGGAUGUGUUGCGCUACAUGAGCACCGGGUCGGAAUGGUUCGCCGCUAGUUAGUGCUUACAGGGUAGGCUGCUGAGUGUGCAGCGGGUGCACGGACUUUCGACGGUGUUGCCCAGUUGAUAGCUCAUAGCUGUUGAAUUGUCUAGGCCUCUAGGUGGGGCCAUCGGGUCCUCAAGGCCAUUCUCCACCAUAGGCACCGUACGUAAUUGAUGCCGGCAUGGCCGUGCCAAUGCCGUGCAAGUAGGCAGACCUCCGUCGCCAGCUGAAUGGCCGGCGGUGGGAUGCGGAAUUGGGGAGCCGUCUGUCGCCCCAGUCAAGUAGGAGGGUAGGAAAUCCGAAAAGUUGCCGGUGGCCUCUGGUUGUAAGGGUGAGCCGGG
Messenger RNA from Chlamydomonas reinhardtii, 1280 nucleotides. RefSeq lists its product as uncharacterized. Bases 87 to 629 code for a protein of 180 amino acids. The transcript is spliced from 4 exons. NCBI's taxonomy places the organism in Eukaryota, Viridiplantae, Chlorophyta, Chlorophyceae, Chlamydomonadales, Chlamydomonadaceae. The record is from RefSeq and is a predicted model, not a curated record.